GCCCAGCUGAAGGACCCCGUUACUGGGCCGUGCCGCCGACACCGGGCCUGGGAACCACACUGGAGCCGCUGAUGCACCCCCCUUGCGUCCCGUGGACCUUAUGACCGUGGCGUUUGCUGCAGCGGUGGGUCCGAGCCUGCUCGUCCCACAUUCAGAGGCCGUGUCAGUGAUGAGGGUGCGACUGGCUGCGUUUUAGCCUGCUGGCUGUGUUUCUAUCAGGUCUAGGACUCUAGGGUUCUGUGCUCGGUUGUGGGCUAGGUCCAGUUGGAUGGUUUCUAAGGUCCAUUCCUCAUCACACAAACACCCCCUCUCCACCUCAACCUCCCCUCUGUCUUCUUCUGUUAUCGGUGUCUUUCCUUCCAUGUUUUUCGUUCCCCUCUCAGUCGUGUGGAUCCUAUUUUUUUUUCAUCAUCAUCAUCAUCAUCAUCAUCAUCUUUUUUUUCGCCCCCUUUUGUUCCUUUCUGUUGCCUCUCGAAUACCAAUCUGUCGGGGAAAAGAGGGGAAAGGGGAGGAAUCGCAAGAAAGGGAUGACACGCAGGCGACUUGUAACCAUGGCAACACAUGCGGCUUGUCAAAGUGUCGCCCUCGCCAGUGUUGGAUUGCUUCAAUAAUCGCUCCCCUCUCAGAGCUUUUACCCUUUAUUCUGCCUGGCUCCUCAUCAGCAGCCGACCACGCGCUCGUUCCUUCCUCGUCGUCCUAAUUGAUCGGCCUAAUUGGCCAAAGGAGCCGAUCCUCGAUGCGGACGGGGCUCCCGGUGUGGCGCUGCUGAAUAAGGCCAGGCCGGACCUGGUCGGGUCGGGCCGGGUCGGGUUCGGCGCCGCAGCCGAGCCGGCGCUGCUGCUCCGCGUGCAGCGAUGUGCUGACAUAUGGAGGCUGACAGUAAUCAGACGUCUCCUGUGUGGCUCUCUGUUCCCCCUGUCAGCCCGGGCUAAGCCGGCAGCACAUUACCAUCUGAUCUAUCUCCCCGCUCUAGCAAGUGGAUGCAGCGUACUGGAGUGUGUCACAGCCCUCAGAUUGGAAAAAGAAGCAGACGACUCGCUGCCAGACUGCUGCGCUGGGCAGACUCGCGCUCUAUAACCCAUUUUUUUUUUACCCCCGGUGCAGCUUUGUUUCAUUUCUGUCUCUGCUCUUUAUCCACUAGUUCAUAGCUUCUCCUUCUCCUGCCGCUGCAUCAUUUCCACCCAGCUCUCUCUCUCUCUCUGUCUCUCUCUCAGUCUCUUGCCUGUCUGUCUCUUUAUUUCCUUAUGUUUACUCACUUCCUAUAAUCUUACGUUACAGUGAACGGUGUGACGUUCAGUGACCUUUGACACGGAGAGAUUUCAUGGAUUUUUGACCUUUGCGUUCGUACUGUCGUCCCUGAAGUGAUAUCAGUAACAGCCUGGGAGGAUGGGUGCAUAUCAAAGCUGGGCUAAUACUCCCUACAAGCGGAUUCCCAUGUUUGUACUGUACAUAAAGCAUUGCAAUUAUCAUAACCAACAAAAAUCCCAUCGCUAUGCCAACCAGCCGUGGGAAAACCUUCAUUUGGAGUCAAGCGUCAUCAACACUACCCCAUUAGUUCAUGCCUCUACUGUUCCUUCCCAGCUGGACCCAGAGAACACAGGCUUCAUCGCAGUGGAGAACUUCACCAGCCUGGUGGAGCACCAUGAGCUGCAGCUGGACCCGUCCAAGCUGGACAUGCUGUUAGCGCUCGUCCAGAGCAAUGAGGAGGGCCAGGUGUGCUACCAGGAGCUCAUUGAGCUGAUGAGCAGCAAACGCUCCAGCAGCUUCCGACGGGCCAUCGCCAACGGCCGGCGCACGCUGCAGAGGGAGAUCCUGCUGGACGAGACGGGGCUGGGCCUGUACAAGCGCUUCGUCCGCUACGUGGCCUACGAGAUCCUGCCCUGCGAGACGGACCGGCGCUGGUACUUCCACCAGAACCGCCUGUGCCCGCCGCCCGUCUUCAUCGCCAUCAUCACCAUCGUCCAGAUCAUCGUGUUCAUGUGCUACGGCAUCAUGCUGAACAAGUGGGUGCUGCAGACGUACCAGCCGGACUUCAUGAAGAGCGCCCUGGUCUACCAUCCCGGCCACCGCGCCCAAGUGUGGCGCUUCUUCAGCUACAUGUUCAUGCACGUGGGCCUGGAGCAGCUGGGCUUCAACGCGCUGCUGCAGCUGAUGAUCGGCGUCCCGCUGGAGAUGGUCCACGGCAUCUUACGCAUCAGUCUGCUUUACAUGGCAGGAGUGCUGGCUGGUUCUCUGACCGUGUCCAUCACCGACAUGCGUGCUCCGGUGGUGGGCGGCUCCGGGGGGGUCUACGCUCUGUGCUCGGCGCAUCUGGCCAACGUCGUCAUGAACUGGGCCGGGAUGCGCUGUCCGUACAAGCUGCUCCGCAUGAUCCUGGCGCUGGUUUGCAUGAGCUCGGAGGUGGGCCGCGCCGUCUGGCUCCGCUUCUCGCCGCCGCUGCCGUCCUCGGGGCCCCAGCCCAGCUUCAUGGCACACCUGUCGGGGGCCGUGGUGGGCAUCAGCAUGGGCCUGCUGAUCCUGCGCAGCUACGAGGAGAGUCUGCAGAAGCAGUGCUCCUGGUGGGUCAUCGUCUUCUCCUUCAUCACCUUCCUCCUCUUCGCCAUCUUCUGGAACAUCUUCGCGUACGAGCUCCUGGGGGUGCAGAUCCCCCCCCCUCCCUGAUGACGGCCCCCGCUUCACGCCCUCCUGCACAUACAGUCCCCCCCUCUGAUCGUAAUUAACUUUCCCAUUUCCUCUCAUGUUAGACCCAAAUGAAACGAUAAGAAGUCAGUCAAAACUAAAAUUGACCAAGAAUUCUUUUUUACAGAUACUUUGCAAAUCAAAGAAAUAUAUCUCUUUUAUUAAAGAGGGAUUACAGUAGCAACAAAUACAGGUGAACGCUCCUCAGAUCCACUUUGAGGAGCAAUAUAUCCUUUUAUAUACUCUGAAGUCAUUCUCAUUACCAGCGCUAACCUUUCAGUCAGCAUUUAGCCAUUGUGCAUUUUUUAGAGGCUUUUUAAAAAGCACUUGCAUCAGUUGUUGUUUUAUUGCGUCCUUCAUACGCGUAAAGACCUAAAACAGGAGGAAUCUGAGUUCAUGAGGCAUGAAAAGAAAAAUGAAUCAGAGGGAGGAGAACGCCAGGAGUGAAUUUACUGUCUUUUAUAAAGAUUGGAGAUGAGGAUCUAUUGCAGCAACCGCCCCCAAAACGAAUACGGUUUCAGCAUUUCGCAGAACAGAAGCCUGAAUUGGAAAAUGUGGAAAGAGUUUCAGGACGGAGCGUUUAAACCUGGGGCAGCAAUAAAAAAAAAAAUCUGAAGCGCCAGUGAAAUCUGAUUUUUUCUUUUUUUUAAUUUCACUUUACCGCCCUGCUGUAACUCACAGGGAUCACUGGGGCUUUGUGCUAAGUUGCUGACACACUAAGUCUAAUGAAAUGAAAUCAUUGGUUUUCCUUGUCAGAAUUCCUUGUUAGAGCCGUUGCAGGAAGGAAGGAGAGGCUGUAAAAGCCAGAUAGAGGCGCUAGGUCCUGUCACCAAGGAUGCGUUUGCUUUUUCUAUAAUGAUUGCAUAACAUUAUACCUACACUGUGGAUACAGAAAUAUAGUUCACACAACACACACGACACGCGACAACCAGGAGUCAAAGCUCCUGCGCGACAGGAGGAGAAAGAAAAAGAAAAUUAAGAGAAAAUGACAGUUCCUUGGAUGUCACCACUUCAGCGAGCGAACUCCUGCUAGCGUGUCUGUCGCCACCCACCGACCUGCUAGACGCACCGUGUAAAAUAUGCCAUGUCAUACUCUGUGGCUGUCAGCGAGACAAGGACACACACAAACACACGCACUCCUCGUUGCCUCUGAGAGCCACUGAUCCUGUAGGUCACCACGGACAAAGCAGAGAGAGGAGCACGCACACACACACACACACACACACACACACACACACACACGUAUACACACACACACGCACACACACACACACACACACACGUAUACACACACACACGCACACACACACACACACACACACACACACACACACUGGGUUCUGCCUGCUCUCGUUCUGACAGACUGAACUGGGGAGGGCGUGGAUGAGUCAUCACCUGACCUCUGACCUUCGCGUCCCACAGGGCAUUGGGGUCUCUCUGUCAGGCCCAGUCUAUACCUCAGUUUCUCAUUCUUAGGGACUGUAUACUUUUGUAAAGGAAUGUACUUAUAAAGAAAAAAAUAGUGUUAUUAAGUUGUCCCCAUUUUUCAGUUGAUAGUGGAUGUGUAUAUUGUAUGUUCAUAUCCAAGAGUAUAUUUAUUGUAUUUUUUCCUCUUUGGGAGGAAAAAGAACGGUUUCAAAUGGUGCAAAAUUAAUGCUAUGAUUGUUUUCCUCCUGUAUGGCUCCUCUGAAAAAUAGCCCACGAGGCAAAAUACCCCGAUCACAGACGACUCGAGCUCACUUGAUUUUAUAAAUCUCUAGUGCUUUACAAAAUAAGCCAUAGAAAGAACUAAUUAGAGAGAGGAAAGGGUCUUUGUUGAUCGUACGCAUCAGUCAACCUUUGUUUUUCCUGCGUGAUCAAACAUCUGUUUGUUGUGAGUAUUUAACACAUGCGGUAAAAGAAGACAAGCCCGGACCGUCUGAAAAGCCGUUUUCAUGUAGCUGAACUCAUUUUCAAAACUUGUUUGUGUUUGGUGGAGCUUCAAUUUGCAAGUGCCCCCCCCCCUCCCUCCUCGAGUGUCUGCCUCCGCUGCAGUUCUUCUUCUUUGCCAAAUAAAUUAUAGACAGGUCUUCUGUUGUAUAAUAUCUCCAGAGUGGCUGAAGCUCUUGCAAAAGCUGAGGCUGAGGAUUUACAUUUAACCAAGCUAUGUUCCACUUUCACCCAAUCAAUAAUUCAUCUGAAUGUCCAGUGGCUGCCUGGAACGAAACGAAAUGAGCAUUUGCCGAUUUUGAUAGUCGGUCAUAAAUACAGUCCUCUGAAUUUGCUUCCACAUGCAGACAUCAGUAAUAGCGCAAGGACGUGUUAAAUGUGGGAAUAAGCCAUUUUCAAAAACAUUAAAAAAGAAAAGAUCAGCCAGUUCGCAGACGUUAUGGAUACUUGUUGGAAAAUCUUCAGUAUAUGGAGAAUUAUUGUGUUUUUGCUUAGGUUAGCAAGACUCAUUGAUAAAUAAUGCAUACAUACCCUGUUAGCCUGUAAUGAAGAUGAAGAAGAUGCCUGAGUGGAGGUUAAUGUGCCUCUUUAACUUAAGAUUCAUAGGAACCCACAAGGGUUGUACAAGGGCUAGUAAAUGGCUAUGUUUUAGUAGAACAUAUGAACUGUGAAUCCUACCCCUCCUAGAAGUACGUAUAGGACUCAAAUACAGCUUUUAUGAAUUAGUGUUGCCAGUAAACAGUGCAAACCCUUCAGUAUUUAUUUAUUAGAGCCACCAGAACCAUGUCCUGAACAAGUUUGUUUCUUAGGAGUAGGUUACGACUUUCCUGAGACAAAUCUCCUGGGCCUGAGCCGACCGCACCAGAACACCUUCACAGGGAAGGUGCGAUGAAAGCCCCACCGACAUUCAGACAGCAGCUCCAGAACGAGAGACGGGCCCGACUGGUGCCGGCGCUGACGGCAUGUGACAGCUUGGGUUUGUGAGGGACAGCAUAAAGCCCCUUGACAGGCUUCCGCGUCCUGUCACGCUCGCAUCACAACGCCCUGUUUCAAUAUGGUCACAACUGCAGUGUGAACCCUGCUGUAGCUUAAAACGGCUCAUUUCUCUGCUUGUCCCCCACAGUUGACGUUCAUCUGACUGCGUUUUCUAAUUUCCUGUUCGUCAUAUGAGCUUUUUAGUCCUAUUAUAAUUUGACGGGUGUCACGUCCUAUGGUCUCUACGCUGUAAUCUUUCUUUGAUGCUGUUUUACCCUUUGCCAAUCCAUUGUGCUGUUGUGCCCAAUGCCUUGUUAAAACCUAUAAAAGCUCAGGCUGAAGGGCUGCUUUGCUGUUAGAUUUAUUCUACAUGAUCCAUAAAAGAAAGUUACAAGCAUAGAUUCAGCAGUCGCUCCGAAUCGCUGCCGCCAACAAGCCGACCAGGCUGCGUUUGCCUAUUGUUCCUUGCUGCUCGGGCUGCAGGGCUGUGUGGGUAAAGCAGGCAACUGGAGCUCCAGACGGACAAAAAGCUGCUUUGGAGGUUCCUGAACUUUCACACCAGCGUCCCUGAUUGUUGGUGUUUGGCUUCAGUCCCAGAUGAUGGUGAAUGUGGGUGUGAUGCAAUGUGUAAAACAGGGUCAGGUGGUACAGUUUGGUAAAGAAACUGCUGUGCACCCGCUGAACUAAACGUGCAGCUGUGAAACUCCGUGUUUGCAGAUUGUGAUAGUUUUAAUGAAGCUAAAGCCACGUCUGAUCAUGCAAAGAUAAUAUUUACUAGUCUGUAACAGAGCACAGAUGUAGAAAUGUACUGACGGCAGACUGGUUACUGUCAAACUAGAUUCCUUUUCUGGAGAUGAAGGUCAGUGAUGAACAAUGUAGGAUUUAGGUUAACGCCAUUUCUACAGUCUCGGUUUCACGGUUUCUCGACUCGGUUGAGAUUCUCUUCGCAAUCGUGGUUUCUGCCUGAGCCACUCGAGGUCACGCAGGAUGUUCCAGGUGAUUUCCUUUAAUGCCAACUGUGUCCCUCUGACGGUAGCGAGUCCAAAACAUCCUGUCUGUGCUGCUGUGGUGGUUUUUCAUGAGCUGCUUACUUGUAUCGACAAAAUGGUGCCAAGCUUACGAGGUCCAGCCUCUUAAACCGGAUGAGAGGUCGGACCAACACAGCGUUUACAAAAGGAAAAGCAGAAGCUAUUUUUCUCUUGGUCACGAGGAAACAACUAAAGAAAAACUAAAUUUACAUAUGGAUAAUUUCUAUCAAAGUCCUCAUUAUUUCACAAGCUAUUGUACUUUUUAAAUGUUCUAAACUGAACCAUUUUAUAUUGUAUAUAUAAAUAUAUUUUGUUUUAUUUUGUACUGUUCAUUGUAUUUUGCUUUCAUUUCGAAACAAUAUGAAUAAAGAACAAUACUGUGGCAACAUCCCA
This is a messenger RNA of Betta splendens (Siamese fighting fish), 7004 nucleotides long. RefSeq names its product rhomboid, veinlet-like 1 (Drosophila) (gene rhbdl1). Gene Ontology annotation, molecular function: serine-type endopeptidase activity. The transcript is spliced from 8 exons. The record is from RefSeq and is a predicted model, not a curated record. Gene Ontology annotation, cellular component: membrane. Lineage: Eukaryota; Metazoa; Chordata; Actinopteri; Anabantiformes; Osphronemidae. The coding region runs from base 1387 to 2661 and encodes 424 amino acids.